Messenger RNA from Vicia villosa (hairy vetch), 1987 nucleotides. Its product is annotated as diaminopimelate decarboxylase 1, chloroplastic-like. The record is from RefSeq and is a predicted model, not a curated record. The coding region runs from base 211 to 1653 and encodes 480 amino acids. Lineage: Eukaryota; Viridiplantae; Streptophyta; Magnoliopsida; Fabales; Fabaceae. Gene Ontology annotation, cellular component: chloroplast. The transcript is spliced from 9 exons. Gene Ontology annotation, molecular function: diaminopimelate decarboxylase activity.
UCUUUUUGGUACAGAAAAACGCAUUAGCUUUGUUCCACUGGUUCUCCAAAACGCACCGUUAUGAACACACUCUUGAAUCUUACUCCAUAGUCAUCAACCUCGUACUCCAAGCCGACGCUAAAGCAUUACUCCAAUCCCUCGCUAAUCCAAUUCGGUUCUCUCAUUCGUUUCUUCCAAUUCUAGGGUUUUCACUUCUCUACCAUCAUCACCAUGGCAGGUACACACCUCCUCUCUCACACUUGUUCCCUUCCCAAAACCCAAAACCACUCUUUCACCAAAACCCCUCUACCUCAAAACCUUCUCUUCCCUCUCAAAUCCAAACCCACCCUUCUCAGAGCAGUUCUAUCUCAAAACACAACCAAAACCCCAUUACAAGACACUCAUUUUCACCAUUGUUUCAGCAAGUCCGAAGAUGGGUAUCUGUAUUGUGAGGGUCUUAAGGUGGACCAGAUUAUGGAAUCUGUUGAAAAAAGACCUUUUUAUUUGUAUUCUAAACCCCAAAUUACUAGAAAUGUUGAAGCUUAUAAGACUGCAUUGGAAGGGUUAACGUCUAUUAUUGGUUAUGCUAUUAAGGCCAAUAACAAUUACAAGAUUUUGGAGCAUUUGAACAACUUGGGUUGUGGUGCUGUGCUUGUUAGUGGAAAUGAGCUUAAACUCGCUCUUCGUGCUGGAUUUGAUCCCACAAGGUGUAUCUUUAAUGGAAAUGGGAAAAUCUUGGAGGAUUUGGUCUUGGCUGCUGAAGCAGGCGUGUUUGUCAACAUUGACAGUGAGUUUGACUUGGAAAACAUUGUGGCAGCUGCAAGAAUUGCUGGAAAGAGGGUGAAUGUUUUACUUCGGAUUAAUCCGGAUGUUGAUCCACAGGUCCAUCCUUAUGUUGCCACUGGGAAUAAGAACUCUAAAUUUGGCAUUAGAAAUGAGAAGCUGCAGUGGUUUUUAGAUGCUGUCAAGGAGCACCCUUCUGAAGUAAAGCUUGUAGGGGCCCACUGUCACCUUGGAUCAACCAUUACCAAGGUAGAUAUUUUCAGGGAUGCAGCCGCUAUUAUGGUCAACUACAUUGACGAAAUCCGAGCUCAGGGUUUUGAAGUUGAUUAUUUAAAUAUUGGUGGUGGACUUGGGAUAGAUUAUUAUCAUGCCGGUGCUGUCCUUCCUAAGCCCAGAGAUUUAAUCGAUACUGUGCGGGAGCUUGUUCUUUCCCGUGGUCUUAAGCUCAUCAUUGAACCGGGGAGAUCACUUAUAGCAAAUACCUGUUGCUUGGUUAACCGGGUGACAGGUGUCAAAACCAAUGGCUCUAAAAACUUUAUUGUGAUUGACGGAAGUAUGGCUGAACUUAUCCGCCCAAGUCUUUAUGACGCUUAUCAGCAUAUAGAACUGGUUUCCCCUGCCCCAGCAAAUGCCGAGAUAGCUACUUUUGACGUGGUCGGCCCUGUUUGUGAGUCUGCCGAUUUCUUAGGAAAAGGAAGAGAACUUCCAACUCCUGCCAAGGGUACUGGUCUGGUUGUUCAUGAUGCUGGUGCUUAUUGCAUGAGUAUGGCAUCUACUUACAAUCUAAAGAUGCGUCCUCCGGAGUAUUGGGUUGAAGAUGAUGGAUCAUUGAGCAAAAUCAGACACGGUGAAACAUUCGAAGACCAUAUCCGGUUCUUUGAGGGGCUUUAAACUGAUUUAAAUUAUCCGAGGCUUGUGAGGUUAGGAUCUUUCCUUGUUCAAGAAUGUGGUCUUUUGGUUUUGAUUCUAAUGUACACUCUUGAACAAGAAUGUGGUCUUUUGGUUUUGAUCAUCAUAGUCCACCAUUGGUCAUUGCACCCAGUUACUCGCACCGAUGACUAUCACUUGGAUUAUCACUAAUUAUCAUCCAUAUCACCACCAAGAACCACUUUAACCACACUUGAUUGUUGAAAUAACAAUUUGAAAACAACACUUUUUAAUUUGAUUUUGAUAAUAAUACAAUAUAAGAGAAUAAUUUUAUAAUCUAAUGUUUGUUACAUGUGUA